AUGCCUCCUCAUCCGAAGGGGUCGGCCCAGUCCCCCAACCAGCACCGGGUUGGGGAGCAUUGGAGCGGAGCCAACCCGGUGCCGACAAUUGGGCGAUUCAUGGAACGCCUUCAAGAAGAUCAGAGGGAACGUGAAGCCCAUGAGCAAGCCAUGGCUGCGAAGAGCCAGCAAGAACGGCCACAGGCGGAGGGUGCCAUCCCUCAUAGACCUCGCAAAGUAGGAAAGGGCAGAACGCGCGAGGUUACAGAUCCGACGACUGGUAGGGAUAUUGAAGUUGAGGAUUUGGAUGAGACUGCUAUGGAGCCCGUCAAGGACCCAACGUUGGUGGUGCCAAACGCCAACCUUGGAAAAGAGACAUCAGUGAAGACAGAUGCGAACCAAUCGCUCGCCGAAUACAAGGAAAACCAAGAUAUUACAGCGCCCCCGGACCCCAUCGCGGAGGGGACUACUUCAGACGUCCCAAUCCAUGGAGAGAGAACGAAUGUUCUUUUCCACCCGACUCCAACAAUAUCCUUUAAGCCCAUGUUCGAGAAUCUGGAAAAGCGAGCGACUUCCCUGUGUAUUGGUAUCGUGUGUGGCAUCAUCGUCCUAGGCCGGACCUUUGGCGCCUCAUAUUGGGGUCUCAUUCCUCUAGCUGCCUGUAUUUCUAGUGGUGUGUGGCUAUGGGUACAAGAAGUGAUACGAAGUGGCAGGGAAAUGGAAUGGAGUAGUGAGCAAUUAAGAGGGCAAAUGGCAACAGCGAACCUAUUGCCGGAAUCUGUCGAAUGGAUGAACACAUUCAUGGGAAUUAUCUGGGGCUUGGUCAACCCAGACAUGUUGGCACCGGUUGCUGAUACGAUUGAAGAUAUCAUGCAAGCAUCUUCGCCUGGCGUUAUUGAAAAUGUUCGCAUUGCAGAGAUUGACCAAGGGAAUAACCCAAUUCGACUGCUAAGUCUGCGCGCACUGCCGGACGAUCAUGUACAACAGUUGAAAGAAAAUGCCCAUCAGAACAACGUCGAAAACAAGGAUGCCGAAGAAGCAGCCGCCAUGGAGGAAGGCGGGAGUUUCUACAACUUCGAGGCUUCUUUCGCCUACCAUGCAAAGCCCACCGGCCAGAGUGCUUCCGCCAAAGCUCGCAACAUGCACAUGCAGCUUGUUUUCUACCUCGGUGUCCGCGGUCUCUUUGGUGUGCCAUUUCCGGUCUUCGUGGAACUUAUUGAGAUGGUAGGAACGAUCCGUGGUAGACUUCAACUGGUCCCUGAAGCUCCCUUCGUCAAGGAUCUCACGUUUAGUCUUGCUGGGAUCCCCCAUGUUCGAGCCGGCUGUAUGCCGAUGUUCAAAACAGGAGUCAAUGUCUUGAACCUUCCUUUGAUUUCCAACUUUGUCAAUUAUGCCAUUGGUACUGCGUGCGGUAUUUUUGCAGCCCCCAAGUCAAUGACAAUGGAUCUCAGCAUGAUGGUAAAGGGUGACGACAUUGUCAAAGAUACACAGGCGCUCGGAAUCAUGUGGGUUCGGAUCCAUCGUGCUACGGGAUUAAGCAAACAAGACCAGCGCGGUAGUUUUGGUGGUGGAAGUGACCCUUAUAUCAACCUUUCGUUCUCGAAAUAUGGAAAGCCGAUGUAUUGCACAAGGGUGAUUUGCGAUGAUCUGAAUCCAGUCUGGGAAGAGACAGCAGGGUUGCUCGUGAACUCCGAGCUCAUCAAAGCGAAUGAGAACCUCAGUGUUGAGCUCUGGGACUCGGAUCGCCACACGGCAGAUGAUGUCGUCGGCAAAGUCGAGUUGCCCAUUCGUGAAAUGAUCCAGCACCCGUGCCGUAUGUACCAGCAAGUCUCAAAGCUCCAGGGCAUGAAUGAAGGAAGUGAGAUGCCCGGAGAGCUGCACUGGGAAGUCGGCUUCUUUGGCAAACCGAAACUGAGAAACGAGCUGAGGACCGACGGUAAGAUUAAGGAUUUGCCCAAGAACCUCAAGAAUGACCCCAAAUUCGAGGAUGAUAAGGGUAUCAUCAGUACAGAAGAGGAGGAAGCCGUCACGCACACGCCGCCUGAUCCUCUGUGGCCAAGUGGGAUUUGCAGUAUUGUCGUGCAUCAGAUCGUCAACCUGCAGCUUGCCAACGUCAAGGGCAGUAAUGGCGAUCGUCGGGGGAGGGAGUAUGAACCAGCCAGGCCUUCUGGAGAGAACACUGAGGAGCAAGGUAAUGAUUUGCCAACCAGCUAUUGCAAGAUCAUUCUAAACGACGAACUUAUCUAUCGUACACGAGCAAAAGCCUUGAGCUCAAAGCCCAUCUUCAACGCCGGAACAGAGAGAUUCGUGCGUGAUUGGCGCUCAGCCGUUGUCACGGUGGUUGUCAGGGACCAGAGAUACAGAGAGCACGACCCAAUUCUAGGUCUCGUCCCUCUCAAGCUUUCUGAUCUCUUCCAGACUAGCUCCCAGGUCACUAGAUGGUAUCCUCUAGAUGGAGGAAUUGGCUUCGGCCGGGUGCGCAUUUCGCUUCUUUUCAGACAUGUCGAAACUAAGCUUCCUCCAAAUAUGCUCGGAUGGGACGUUGGGACGUUCAAAUUCACGUCCAACAAUAUCACUGCACAAGGCCUUAACCACCGAACUAAGAUCCGCUUGCGAACAGGAGGUAGCAGCGGGAAGAUCCCACGACACGUAUGCACCGUCAACGGGGAUAGCUCCUCCUUCGACCUCUCCCAGCUUGAUGUCCGUCUUCCUGUUAAGCAUCGUUACCGAUCCCCUGUCAUUUUUGAAUUCCUCACCCAAGGCAAGCAUGGCACCACCGGAUACGCUAUCCUCUGGCUCCAGCACCUCAUCGACAACGGAGAUUUACCCGUAGACAUCCCAAUCUGGCAAACGAAGAACGGAAAACGCCUCACGCAGAACUACAUCACCGAGGACAACCUGGAGAACAAGCGCAACCCGGGCCUUGAAGACGUCCAGGAAAUUGGCCGCCUCCGGUUCCACUGCACUUUCACGCCAGGCAUUGACGAAUCUCACGAACACUUCGUCGUCGACAACCACACCCGCGAGACUUUCGAAACAUGGGAAGCUUGCAUCGCCGAGGGUGUCCGUCCCCGGAGCAUCGAGGCCGAAAUCCCCGAGCGCACAGAGCAAAUGCACGAGCAAUCCCUCCUUCAAGGCCGCGACAUUCUCAAGGUCGCUGAUCCCAAGGAACGCCGCCGCUGGAUCGACAAAGAGGGUCAAGACUGGAGUGGUGCAUUCGGCCAAGAUCCUCUUGUUCAGAUCAAAGCCGAUGAACAGAACCAGGCCAGGAGAGGACCGGGCCAACAAGGGACAGUCAUGCACCUCCCUGACGAUGACGAAGGUUCUGAUAUCAGUGACUCCUCCAACGAGCGAGAACACGAACCUGGACACGGACACGGACAGGGACAGAAUCCCGAAUACGAGGCGCAUCAAGGCCCAAACGGCACAGACGGCACGAUUGGAGGCAUCCCGAAGACCAACAACACGACCUCCCGCCCUAGCACCGGCGACAGCAAGAGCACCGGUCCCAGCCAGACGUCCACGAUGGAGACAGCAUCAAACUCCACAAAAUCCUCCAAAAAGGCUGCCAAACGCAGCGAGCAGCGUCAUCAACGCGGGAUAAUGCAGUGGAAGCCAGCCCGUAACGCGUCCUUUGCGAAGGACGAGGCCAAGUUUGCGUUGAAGAAGGUCAAGCAAAAAUUCAGCGGGGAUCUGGCUGGCAGAGAGCCUGAUAUUGAGACUGAGACAGGGAACUAA
Molecule: messenger RNA, 3717 nt
Organism: Aspergillus puulaauensis
Lineage: Eukaryota; Fungi; Ascomycota; Eurotiomycetes; Eurotiales; Aspergillaceae
Product: C2 domain protein
Exons: 5
Coding region: 1-3717 (1238 amino acids)
Molecular function (GO): lipid binding
Source: RefSeq, a predicted model, not a curated record